This is a messenger RNA of Biomphalaria glabrata, 894 nucleotides long. RefSeq names its product N-acetyltransferase 9-like protein. Gene Ontology annotation, biological process: protein acetylation. The transcript has 8 exons. NCBI's taxonomy places the organism in Eukaryota, Metazoa, Mollusca, Gastropoda, Planorbidae. Gene Ontology annotation, molecular function: N-acetyltransferase activity. Bases 371 to 880 code for a protein of 169 amino acids. The record is from RefSeq and is a predicted model, not a curated record.
CAAUGAUAGCAAAUACUGUAUACUUAGGUCGGUCUAUGCACCAGACAAGCAAGAUUAAAAAAAUAAUAAUAAUAAAGACAAUAAAGUAUUAUAAAGUCAAUAUAUAGGAGUCAGACAAGGGAGAUAAGUAGAUUUAUGCCUCAUUUGUCACUCAGUCACUGUCAACAAUAGUGACAUAGUCUACUAUGAAAGAAAAUGAGAAUAUUCGUAUUAAAUGUUCUAAAGUAAUUUUAGUUCCCUACGAAGCCUGUCACGUUCAAAAGGCUGACAUCAUUUAGAAAAUUGUGUGAUUGGUUAAAGACAUACCAAGAGAUAGGUUUUGAAGCUGCUUUGAUUGUGAUGCCAAUGAGAUUACAAGUACCAUGCUUGGAUGGAGUCUGAAGAGCUAAGAGAACUAACAGCAUCAGAACUCCUUCCCCUUGAUGAAGAGUAUGAAAUGCAAAAAAAAUGGAGAUUAGAUAAUGACAAAUGUACAUUUAUUAUACUAGAUAAAAACCUUUAUGAAGGAAGUCAAGGUGAUCAUUGCAGCAGAGAGAUUGAAGCCAUGGUUGGUGAUGUGAAUAUAUUUUUUUCUUCAGACUCACAUGCAGAAGGGGAAGUAGAAAUAAUGAUUGCAGAAUCAUCAGCAAGAGGAAGAGGCUUUGGUAAAGAAGCCUUAUGUUGUAUGAUGAGAUAUGCUCAUGAACAAUUGCACACAUCAUGUUUUAUCAGUAAAAUUGGCUUUGAAAAUGGUGCUAGUUUACAGAUGUUUCAUUCUUUAGGAUUUCAUGAAAUGUCAAGGUCUGACAUUUUUAAAGAAAUAACGUUAUCUUUAGAGGUAUCAAAAAAUAACAGUUUUGAGACAUAUGCUUCAAAUUAUUUGAUAGAAAUCAUUAAAUAGAAAUAUAUGUUUUA